UUUUUAUUUGGAAAUAAGUGAUAUUUGUUUUUUGUAUAAGCGACAGUUUGUUUAUCUUGGAGAAAUUGUAGAAAAGUAAACAUGUCUAUGACAAGCAAUUCUUACCAAUAUUGGAGGGGUUAUACCCCCUCAUUUAUCGGUCAAAACAAGGGAGCACCACCUCUAGCACAAAUGCCUCACAUGUGGCAGCCAAAUCUUCAUGCCCAUGGGCCUUAUCAUUGUAGUCAUGCAGACUUCAAAUAUGCAGGCUGGAUGAAAUGGAGCAAGGAACACCCGGACUGGUAUGCCACAACGGCACAUCAACAACAUCCUGACUGGUAUGAAAGAAAAGUGGCUGACAUUAGAGAUGCUGACAAGAAAUACAGAAGAUGGCACUGGGACCCACCGUCAUAUGCUACAGAGAGACGGAUGGAUGGUGUCCGGACAUACAUCGAUGAUGGUACUAGACCUGAAAAUCUGCAGACCAGAUCACUUGGCUACACAGGAAAACCCCAGAAGAUUCCAAUGGAAGUUCCAAUGCCAAAAUGGGGACUGUACAACCCACCUCACUAUGAGGAACCGGCCAGGUUAAACUCUUUCCCCCCAAUUCGGGAUAAUGUUGAUCAUCCUUUAAAGAUGAUGUCAAGAUAUUGAAUGAUUCUCUGAUUAUAAACACAUGGUAAUCACGAGAAGGGAGCCUAUAUUUAUAAUGGCUUGAAUGUGUCUGCAAAAUGCUUGUAGGUCUCAUGGCUCCCUGAAUAUGUACCGUCCCUGACACUCUUGUGACUUCAUCUCUUUGAUCACACUCACAUCCUUGCCAUUGGCAAUAGGGUCUCCCGGGGCGCAAUAUUUUUGUCACAUCCAACAUUUAUCAUGUUAUUUCUAUUAAUUUGUUGUCUCUUGACAGUGUUGCAGCCAAAAUUUAAUCCGUCCAUUCUCGCUAAAAAUAGUCUGGCGAUAGCUAGUCCAUGUGUCUACUUCUCAGAGCAAGAGCAAGAAGAAGCAAAUUAUUUACACAAAAAGCUGUUUUGUAUAAUGCAUAUUAUUGAGAUAUUUAAGAGAAGCAUCCAGGGAAUGUUUCAAUCAUUAAGUUAUUUAUCUUGUUUUACUUGUAGCAUUCAAAAGAUCAUGUGUGACCCGCCAUGACAAAAUGAGUCGCAUGUCGCUCUGAGCUUGACAGGUUGAGACAGACUGGUUAUUCAUUUCACCAUUGUCUGCCUUUUGUUAAAUCGGAGCAUAUCAAUUUCUUCUAUUAUGUCCUGGUGUCAUUUUAGGCUCAUCUUCUGUGCGACAUGCGACUCAUUUUGUCGUGGUGGGUCACAUGUAGGCCUACUCAUAAAAUGCUAAUUUGUUGAACUAACUGUGAUUGUGUACUGAUAUUGUGUCAUGUAUUGUAUUUAUGGCUUUUUAAUAGAAAAACUUAUAAAAA
This is a messenger RNA of Lineus longissimus, 1408 nucleotides long. RefSeq lists its product as uncharacterized. NCBI's taxonomy places the organism in Eukaryota, Metazoa, Nemertea, Pilidiophora, Heteronemertea, Lineidae. The coding region runs from base 82 to 633 and encodes 183 amino acids. The transcript is spliced from 4 exons. The record is from RefSeq and is a predicted model, not a curated record.